Messenger RNA from Procambarus clarkii (red swamp crayfish), 465 nucleotides. NCBI's taxonomy places the organism in Eukaryota, Metazoa, Arthropoda, Malacostraca, Decapoda, Cambaridae. The record is from RefSeq and is a predicted model, not a curated record.
AUGACAGAAACCAAACAAGAGAAAGAGGGACGGGCAGACUGCAUAUUUCUCGACUGUCAGAAGGCAUUCGCUACGGUCCCGCAUGAAAGACACCUCCUUAAGCUAGAGAAGCAGGCUUGGGUAUCUGGAAGCGUCCUUAGGAACUGGGACACGGGAGCUCUCCUGGAGCUAUAUACAACGAAAGUGAGACCCACACUUGAGUAUGUAGCCCCAGCAUGGAACUCUUACCUGAAAAAGUACAAGGAUACACUAGAAAAGGUUGAAAGAUAUGCAACGAAAUUUGUUACUGAGCUGAAGGGAUUAAGCUAUGAGGAAAGACUGAGAGUAAUGGACUUUACCACACUAAAAGAAAUGAGAAAUAGGGAAGAUAUAGCAGCAACAUAUAAGAUUCUUAGGGAAAUUAACAAGCUGGACAAAACAGCUUCGUUCAAAGCUAGGAACAGGAGAACGAGGGAUCAAAAAUGA